Molecule: messenger RNA, 955 nt
Organism: Glycine soja
Lineage: Eukaryota; Viridiplantae; Streptophyta; Magnoliopsida; Fabales; Fabaceae
Product: germin-like protein subfamily 1 member 7
Exons: 2
Coding region: 74-739 (221 amino acids)
Cellular component (GO): cell wall
Molecular function (GO): manganese ion binding
Source: RefSeq, a predicted model, not a curated record
AAUCAAAAUUAAUUCAAUUCUCACAAGCGAAAUCAUUUAAGAUAAGAGUGCAUUACUACUAAGAGGAGAAAAAAUGAAAGUUGUAUACUUCCUUGUUGCUAUCUUGGCUUUGACAUCCACUGUGGUCUCUGCCUAUGACCCUAGUCCUCUGCAAGAUUUUUGUGUGGCGGCCAAAGAAAAAGAUGGUGUAUUUGUGAAUGGAAAAUUCUGCAAAGAUCCCAAGCUUGUGAAAGCUGAAGAUUUCUUCAAACAUGUGGAACCUGCGAAUACUGCGAAUCCACUAGGUUCACAAGUGACUCCGGUCUUUGUUGAUCAACUACCUGGACUAAACACACUGGGCAUAUCUUUGGCUCGCAUAGAUUAUGCACCAAAGGGUUUAAACCCUCCCCACACUCAUCCUCGUGGUACUGAGAUCCUUAUAGUACUUGAGGGAACUCUUUAUGUUGGAUUUGUGACUUCUAAUCAAGAUGGAAAUCGCCUCUUCACCAAAGUGCUGAACAAGGGUGAUGUGUUUGUCUUCCCAAUUGGUCUCAUUCAUUUCCAACUCAAUGUGGGGUAUGGUAAUGCUGUUGCCAUUGCUGGUCUUAGUAGCCAAAAUCCAGGAACUAUCACUAUUGCAAAUGCUUUGUUUAAAGCUAAUCCUCCUAUUUCUCCUGAGGUUCUCACCAAAGCCUUCCAGGUGGACAAGAGCACAAUUGAUUAUCUUCAAAAGCAAUCUUGGUAUGACAACAAUAACUAGAUUUGAAAUAUGGACGAUUAUUUGACGCUAAUUAUGGAUAUUUGAUUACUUCAAUAUGUCAAUCACCGUAGGCAAUUGACCUACAAAUAGUUAUUAUUGUAAUAAGUAAAAUGUCUGUGGUUUGUAUUUCUUUACCGUGUAGUUGUUCUGUUUUGUGUUUGAUAUAGUUCAAUAUAUUGUUUGAGUUUAAUGAAAGAAUCAUAUGCCUCCCUUUCA